This is a messenger RNA of Huiozyma naganishii CBS 8797, 816 nucleotides long. RefSeq lists its product as uncharacterized. The coding region runs from base 1 to 816 and encodes 271 amino acids. NCBI's taxonomy places the organism in Eukaryota, Fungi, Ascomycota, Saccharomycetes, Saccharomycetales, Saccharomycetaceae. The record is from RefSeq and is a predicted model, not a curated record. The transcript has a single exon.
AUGUCGAGAAUUUCAUACAGUAUUGCCAGCUUGCACGAAAAGCUGGAUGUGCUUUCCUGCUUGUACGGAAAAGCCACGCCGGAGACAGACGAGGAUGUUAGACUGUACUCUCUGGAGUACAUGAAUGAGUUGCUGACCCAGGAUAUUGCCAAGUACCAGCUACGGGUACAAACUGAAAGAUUAGAGUUAGCCAAGCUCAAGGGUGAUAUAUCACUUCUUCGUAAACUGCUGGACGAAACGAGUAUCCCCGAGGAUGAACAAUGUGUAAACGCGAGAGAGAAGCUCCAGAGUUGCAAAACCGAUCUCCUCCGCAGAUGUCGAGAAAGACUUUCCCAUGCACUUCCUGAAAACACAGAACCUAUAUACAUAACUUGCCUUGAGGAGUUACGACACAUACCCACAGACGACGUAGCAAAAGUCAUGCAAUUCAUUACUUCCAACUACGAUAUACUGUCAGAGUUACCUAAGGACAAAGAAAAUACCGCUGUCGACACAAUUGUCUCCAACUGUCGCCAGCUUGAAAUUACACCAAUCAAUGACCGUCGUUGCUCCCUAUACAAAACCCCCAAAUCCAGCAUUAAGAAGUCAAUACGGCUGAACCCAAUAAAUACGACUGCUGGAGAGCCCAAAUUUGUGUUUGAAGAAAAGACGGUGGCCGUUCUCACCCCACUUACGAAAUUGCUUUCUCCCGUGAAUCUCGGACACAAACGAAUGGUUGAUGGUGACCCUACUAGGGUCGGUGCGGUCUGGGAUGUUCACGAACUACCUUCGUACAAGCGGAGACGGACAUUAGUGUGUAAUAAUCCAAUAAAAUGA